This is a messenger RNA of Ceratina calcarata, 3733 nucleotides long. Its product is annotated as atrial natriuretic peptide receptor 1. Lineage: Eukaryota; Metazoa; Arthropoda; Insecta; Hymenoptera; Apidae. The transcript is spliced from 18 exons. Gene Ontology annotation, cellular component: plasma membrane. Gene Ontology annotation, molecular function: guanylate cyclase activity; adenylate cyclase activity; protein kinase activity. Gene Ontology annotation, biological process: intracellular signal transduction; protein phosphorylation; receptor guanylyl cyclase signaling pathway. The record is from RefSeq and is a predicted model, not a curated record. Bases 10 to 3504 code for a protein of 1164 amino acids.
UAGAAAAGAAUGGAGAGUGGUAUGUGCAAACAGGUGUUACUCGUGAGUACUAAGUUCCUGACGAUAGUCCUGGUCUCGCAAUUACUGUGCACUGUCAACGUUUUGCCAGCGAACUAUGAGUAUCCGGCGAGAGUCUACAACGUCGGAGUGCUCAUGGCAUCUCAUCUCGAUAGCCCUUUCGAUCUAGAAAGAUGCGGACCGGCCGUGGACUUGGCCUUGGCCGAAGUGAACGAGUUUUUAAGCGUCCACAAUGUGAAAUUGCGCAAGGUCCAAGGAAGCUACCCGUCGUGCAGUGGAGCCGCGGCACCAGGCUUGGCAGCCGAUAUGCACUUCCGAGACAACGUGAUCGCGUUCGUCGGCCCGGCCUGUGCGUUCGCUCUAGAACCCGUGGCUAGGCUCGCAGCAUUUUGGAACACUCCCAUAAUCACGGGAAUGGGUGAUCAACCGCCGUCGGAAGGGGAACUGUCGGUGACGUCGGGAAUCCUUGGCAGGAUCAACAAAUGGAAAAACGAAAGCUCGGGAAUUUUCAAAGACAAGACCAAGUAUCCGACGUUGACGAGGAUGUCCUAUUGUCAGUGUCGACUGCGACUGGUGUUCUCCAGUAUCUUUAAAGAAUUCGGAUGGUCUCACGUGGCGCUGAUUCUGGACAGGUCGGACUUGUUCUCGUGGACAGUGGGCAAGAACUUGGAAUAUGGAUUGAGGAAAGACGGACUCCUAAAAUUCGUACGAGAACUCGACGGCAAUUCCAAGGACGAAUCCUACCAUUUUUACUUACGCGACGCGAGCAUGUACGCGAGAGUGUUGAUUCUAAGCGUCCGUGGAAUUCUAGUCAGGAAGUUCAUGCUGGCUGCUCACGACUUGGAAAUGACGAGAGGCGAUUGGGCGUUCCUCGACGUUGAAAUAUUUCAAGGUUCCUACUGGGGUGACCACGGCUGGGAACUCGGGGACGAGGACGACACCGUCGCGAGGAAAGCCUACGAAGCUCUUCUCAGGGUGUCUCUUUUACAACCGACCACUCCGAGAUUUCAGGACUUCGCAGAGAGUGUCCGUCAGAGAGCUCAGAGCGACUACAAUUACACGUUCUCCGACGGAGAGGAAGUGAAUUUCUUCAUCGGCGCGUUUUACGACGGCGUUUAUUUGCUGGGGAUAGCGUUGAACGAGACUCUGGCCGAGGGCGAGGACAUCAGGGACGGGAUAUCGAUAACGAGAAGGAUGUGGGACCGGGACUUCAUCGGUAUUACGGGGCACGUGAGAAUCGACGACAAUGGAGACCGAGACGCGGACUACAGUAUCCUGGAUUUAGAUCCUAUCACGGGAAGGUUCGAAGUGGUAGCGCACUAUUUGGGAUUGAAUCGGGAAUACAGCCCCGUGGCUGGGAAAAAGAUUCAUUGGCCCGGAGGAAGAGAGGGACCCCCGGCUGACAUGCCCGAAUGCGGAUUUUUAGGAAACGACCCGGCCUGCGCUUCGAACGCGGAAGCGUACACCCUCGUCGCUUACUCCAGUCUGGCCCUGGCCGUGUUUUUGCUCGUCGCUGUCACUGCGACUUGCAUUCUGUACAGGCAUCUGAGAGUGUCGGCUGAUUUGAAUAACAUGUCGUGGAGGAUCAGACCCGAGGAACUGCUCUUGGAAAUAGGAAGACCAUUUUCGUCGAAGAUCAAUCUACACCAAGCGAUCGCCGAGGUGAAUGCGAACGAUUCUAAUAAAGGGGUCGCAUUAAAUUCGCUCCUGUCGUUACAGAAUUUCGGAUUGGAACAGCGUAUUCGCCGGGGAUCGCAAUUCAGUUGCGAUUCCCUGCCACCGAGCACGGUGUUCACUACCAUCGGCAUUUACAAAGGGGAGAGAGUGGCCAUUAAGAAAAUCACCAAGAAGAAGGUCGUCGACGUGAACAAAAAAUUAUUAUGGGAGAUCAAACAAGUCCGGGACGUCACCUCGGAGAACACCGUCAGAUUCAUAGGGGCGUGUCUGUGUUCGCCUUCGCCGACGGUAUUGAUCCUCACGGAGUAUUGUCCCCGAGGCUCUUUGAAAGACGUGUUGGAAAACGAGGCUAUCAAAUUAGACUGGAAUUUCCGAAUGUCUCUGAUCCACGACAUCGUCAAGGUAGAGCAGGGAAUGUCGUACCUUCACGCGAGCGAAGUCUCGGCUCACGGCAAGCUUCGGUCCUGCAAUUGCCUGAUCGACGGUCGUUUCGUUUUAAAGAUUUCAGACUUCGGUCUGCAGACUCUGACCACCCCUUCCGAUUUGAUCAUAGACGAUAAACAUUAUAUCAAAUUACUGUGGAUCGCUCCGGAACUUGUACCACUGACCGUGACACCCGGAAGUGCAUCCACGCAGAAAGGAGACGUCUACAGUUUCGCGAUCAUUUUAGAAGAGAUCGUGGUUCGCGGUGGACCGUACGAAUCUGUCAAGUCUAUCAUGACCUCCCAAGAGAUCGUCGCCCGCGUUGCAGCGUCCGAAGUACCCCCUUUCAGACCGGAGGUGACUCCUAAGGACUGUCCACCGGACAUACUCUCCCUGAUGGAGAAAUGCUGGAACGAAGUACCCGAGGAACGACCGACGUUCCAUACGAUUCGCGGAACCAUACGUCGUAUUAUGAAAGGCUAUUGCGAAGACCUGAUGGACGAUUUGUUGAGGCGUAUGGAGCAGUACGCGAACAACUUGGAAGCCCUUGUCGAGGAAAAGACGGAACAGUUGAGCCUGGAGAAACGACGAAGCGAAGAGCUACUCUAUCAAGUACUCCCGCGGCAAGUGGCUUGCCAAUUGAUGGCAGGGGAACUGGUCCAACCGGAGCAAUUCGAAUGCGUGACGAUUUACUUUAGCGACAUCGUCGGUUUCACAGCGCUCUGCGCGCAAAGCACCCCGAUGGAAGUGGUAGGGUUCUUAAACGAUCUUUACAGUACCUUCGAUCGCAUCAUCGAAUUUUACGACGUUUACAAGGUGGAGACGAUAGGGGACGCGUACAUGGUGGUGUCUGGAUUGCCGGAACAGAACGGGGACGAACACGCGAGGGAAAUCGGGCUGAUGGCUCUGGCGAUUCUCGAUUCGAUACGAUCGUUCACCAUCAUUCAUAAACAGAAUGCACAGUUGAGCGUCAGAAUCGGUGUGCAUAGCGGGCCCGUCUGCGCCGGUGUCGUCGGCCAGAAGAUGCCCCAUUAUUGCCUUUUCGGCGACACGGUGAACACCGCGUCGAGAAUGGAAUCGUCAGGAUUGCCGUUACGGAUUCACGUCUCGGAGGCGACGAAAUGCAUAUUGGAUAAAUUUGGAACGUUCGAAUUAGAGCUGAGGGGCGAGGUGGAAUUGAAGGGUAAGGGAAGAGUGACUUCUUACUGGUUGAAGGGUUGCUCCGAACCGGAUCCGAGACCACCGACACCCAAGUAUCGCAAGCACAGCGUCAGCACGCCGGAAAAUAAUCUAAACCCUUUGAUCUUUCCACCUAACAAUACGAACGGUCCGAAGACCAACAACAAUACUUUUAUUAACUUGUCAGAGUUGCAACAGACCGUGUAAAUGAGCAAAUUAAUAAAAAUAAAUUUCGACCGCAGCAUCGUUCGUCGAAAAAUAUGUACAACUGUAGAUUGAUAUUUCAAAGUAAAUAACUUUACAAUAAAAUGUACAAAGGAAAGUCUUCCAAAGUCUCGGAAAUUUGACCGAAUGAUCAAUUCCAGUUCCUCGCUUGGUACCGUUUCCGAGACUUUGGAACCAAGCGAAGAAGUAUGAAAAUCAGAAUCUCUUUACC